AUGGUCUUGGCAGAGCUGGGUCAGAAAAUUGGACAGGCGAUUCAUCGCAUGUCCGCCAAGUCGAUGCUGGGUGAGGAUGACGUGAAGGAGCUGAUGAACGAGAUUGCGCGUGCGCUGCUGCAGGCAGACGUGAACGUCACUAUCGUGAAGAAGCUUCAGGUGAGCAUCAAGACGGAGCUGGCACUAGCGGAGGAGGGCGCCGGACUGAACAAGCGCAAGAUCCUUCAGAAUGCCGUCUUCAACGGCCUCAAGCGCAUCCUCGACCCCGGGGUGAAGCCGUUCAUACCGGUGAAGGGGAAGCAAAACGUUGUGAUGUUUGUGGGUCUGCAAGGAUCCGGCAAGACGACAUCGUGCACGAAGUACGCCGCCUACUUUCAGCGCAAGGGCUUCAAGGCGGCGCUGGUGUGCGCCGACACGUUCCGCGCUGGCGCGUACGAUCAGCUGCGUCAGAACGCGACCAAGGCCAAGGUACGCUUUUACGGGUCACUGACGGAGGCAGACCCGGUAGCGAUCGCCAAGGAGGGUGUGGCGGAACUCAAGAAGGAGAAGUACGACCUCAUCAUCGUCGACACGAGCGGACGCCACAAACAGGAGUCGGCGCUCUUCGAGGAGAUGAAGCAGGUGGAGGAAGCCGUGAAGCCGAACGACAUCGUCUUCGUCAUGUCCGCGACGGACGGGCAGGCGGUGGAGGAGCAAGCACGCAACUUCAAGGAAAUGGUUGCUGUCGGGUCAGUCAUUGUCACAAAGCUAGACUGUCAGACCAAGGGCGGCGGCGCCCUCUCCGCCGUCGCGGCGACGCGCAGCCCCAUCGUCUUCAUCGGCACCGGUGAGCACUUCGAGGACUUUGACCUCUUCAAUCCGGAGCGGUUUGUGCAAAAGAUGUUGGGCAUGGGCGACAUUGGCGGGCUGAUGGACACGAUGCGCGACGCCAACAUCGACGGCAACGAGGAGGUCUACAAGCGACUGCAGGACGGCCUGUUCACAAUGCGUGACAUGUACGAGCAUCUGCAGAACGUACUCAAGAUGGGCUCCGUUGGUAAAAUCAUGGAAAUGCUGCCCGGGAUGUCAGGCCACGCCGCUACGGCGGGUCAGCAGGGCGACAUUGCGCUGAAGGGGUUUAUCCACAUGCUGGACAGCAUGACGGUCGCCGAGCUGGAUGAGGCCAAGGUGAAGAAGAUGAUGACACCAUCCCGCAUGCACCGCAUCGCGCGCGGCAGCGGCCACUCCGUCGUCGAGGUGCAGAACCUGAUUAUUAGCUACACGAAGUUUGAGGAGAUCGUGAAGAAGAUGGGCAAGAUAAACUUCAAGGCCAUGAUGCAGGACUCCUCCGGCCCCGCCGCGGGGCACAUGGGACAGCAGCAGAUGGGUCAGCUGGCGAAGCUGCUCAACCCAAACAUGCUACGGCAGAUCGGCGGCAUGGGUGGACUGCAGGGAAUGAUGAAGCAGCUGCAGCAGAGCAUGGGUGGGGGUGCGGGUGGCGCAGGCGGGAUGCCAGAUAUGUCCGCCAUGGCGAACAUGAUGCAGAUGAUGCAGCAGCAUCAGAAGCCGCCGCGGCGGUGA
This is a messenger RNA of Leishmania mexicana MHOM/GT/2001/U1103, 1560 nucleotides long. Its product is annotated as putative signal recognition particle. Gene Ontology annotation, biological process: SRP-dependent cotranslational protein targeting to membrane; SRP-dependent cotranslational protein targeting to membrane, translocation. The record is from RefSeq and is a predicted model, not a curated record. Gene Ontology annotation, cellular component: signal recognition particle, endoplasmic reticulum targeting; cytosol. Gene Ontology annotation, molecular function: endoplasmic reticulum signal sequence receptor activity; ATP hydrolysis activity; 7S RNA binding. Lineage: Eukaryota; Euglenozoa; Kinetoplastea; Trypanosomatida; Trypanosomatidae. Bases 1 to 1560 code for a protein of 519 amino acids. The transcript has a single exon.